GCGUGGAGAUUCCCUGUGCGUCGUUUAGCGUGUGUCCUCGCAGGUCACGUUUUUGGUCUGCUGGUGUUUUCCAAAUCAAUCCGCCACAAUGUCACGCUUUCUGGGUUUGUGUCGAUUCGGACUCAGUUCUCUUCAAAGGUCCAAUUCCCGAGUAAUGUCACGAGGACUGAGCAGCCGCACCAUGUCGCUUCCACUUGCUAGAGAUCUACAGGCUUUGCAGAAGCGGCACUGUCAGCCCAAGUUGUGCAGGUUGCAGGGGUCUUGUCACGUCCUGAGCCAGCAGUCUUUCUAUAGCACUCAGGAAGUUGAGAAAGAGCCUGAAGUGGAGCCUCUACACACCAUUAUAAGUGACACUGAAUCCGUGCAAGGUAGUUUUUCCAAACAUGAAUUUCAAGCUGAAACAAAAAAACUCUUAGACAUUGUUGCCAGGUCCUUGUACUCAGAGAAAGAAGUGUUCAUCAGGGAGCUGAUUUCUAAUGGCAGUGACGCUCUGGAAAAGCUGAGGCAUAAACUUAUCACAGCAGGAGGAGAAACGGCUCCAAUGGAGAUCCAUCUGAAGACGGAUGCCGGAAAAGGCACCAUCACCAUCCAGGAUACAGGAGUUGGCAUGAACAAAGAGGAGUUGGUGGCCAAUCUAGGUACUAUCGCUCGCUCUGGUUCAAAAGCGUUCCUGGAUGCUCUGCAGAACCAGGCAGAGGCAAGCAGCUCCAUCAUUGGUCAGUUUGGAGUUGGUUUCUACUCGGCGUUCAUGGUGGCUGACCGCGUCGAUGUCUUCACUCGGUCUGCAGAUCGGGAUGCACCCGGAUACAAGUGGUCCUCCGAUGGCUCUGGACUUUUUGAAGUUGCAGAAGCCAGUGGAGUCCAACAAGGAACAAAAAUUGUGCUGCACCUUAAAGAUGACUGCAAGGAGUUCUCCUCCGAGGAUAGGGUUAAAGAGGUGGUGACAAAAUACAGCAACUUUGUCAGCUUCCCUAUUUUCCUGAAUGGCCGUCGACUAAACACUCUGCAGGCCUUGUGGCUGAUGGAGCCUAAAGAAAUCAGCGACUGGCAGCAUGAGGAGUUUUACCGCUACAUCGCUCAGGCCUACGAUAAGCCCCGGUACACGCUGCACUACCGAGCCGACGCCCCCCUCAACAUCCGCAGCAUCUUUUAUGUCCCUGACUCGAAGCCCAGCAUGUUUGACGUGAGCAGGGAGAUGGGCUCCAGCGUGGCUCUGUACAGCAGAAAGGUUCUGAUCCAGACCAAAGCCUCUGAUAUUCUUCCUAAGUGGCUGCGCUUCCUCCGAGGCGUGGUGGACAGUGAAGACAUCCCUCUGAAUCUGAGUCGAGAGCUCCUGCAAGAGAGCGCCCUCAUCAGGAAGCUUCGGGAUGUUCUGCAGCAGAGAGUCAUCCGCUUCCUGCUGGACCAAAGCAAGAAGGAGCCUGAGAAAUACAACACGUUCUUUGAAGAUUACGGUCUGUUCAUGAGGGAGGGGAUUGUCACCACCCAGGAGCAAGACAUCAAGGAGGACAUCGCCAAGCUUUUGCGUUUCGAGUCAUCGGCUUUACCGGCCGGCCAGCAGACGAACCUGAUGGAGUACGGCUCGCGUAUGAAGGCCGGCACGCGCAACAUCUACUACCUGUGCGCCCCCAACCGACAUUUAGCAGAGCACUCGCCGUACUUUGAAGCCAUGAAGAAGAAGGACAUGGAGGUGCUGUUCUGCUAUGAGCAGUUUGACGAGCUGACCCUGCUCCACCUCAGGGAGUUUGACAAGAAGAAGCUCAUCUCCGUGGAGACGGACAUCAUGGUGGAUCACUACAAGGAGGAGAAGUUUGAGGACAGCAAGCCAGCAUCUGAGCGUCUGACACAGGAGCAGGCCGACGACCUGAUGGCCUGGAUGAAGAACGCUUUAGGUCCUCGAGUCACGAAUAUCAAGCUGACUCCUCGUCUGGACACCCACCCCGCCAUGAUCACCGUCUUAGAAAUGGGCGCCGCACGCCACUUCCUGCGCACUCAGCAGCUGGCUCGCAGCGCUGAGGAAAGAGCCCAGAUCCUGCAGCCUACACUGGAGAUCAAUGCAGGACACGAUCUGAUCAAGAAGCUGCACACGCUGAAGGACUCAAACUCUGAGCUGGCUGUUCUGUUACUGGAGCAGGUUUAUGACAACGCCAUGAUCGCUGCGGGACUGAACGACGAUCCCAGACCCAUGAUCGCCCGCCUCAACGACCUCCUGACCAAGGCUCUGGAGAAACACUGAUGGACAAGCGAGUGUAAAGAUGAAAAACUUUUCGCAGUUGGAGGGCCAAUCAGGAGUGUCAUACGUGGAGAACAAAAGACUAUUUAAAGCACUUUUUCAUCCCUGAAGCGCCAUAAUCUCAUUAGUAGAGCAUGUUGAUGCUUGAAAGGCAGUUUUCCUGUUGUAACUGUACAAACUGCUCGUGGUUAUCUGGCUGUGUCUGUAAUCCUGCCGUCAAGCCCCAGAAAGAGGCUGAAUGUCCUCCUGACUCUACAUCCUCUGAAAGAUCAGCAGCUCGUGUUAGAGGUGAGAACAUUGAAGUGAUGCAGAAACCUGAGCUGUUCAUACCACAGCUUGUUUUAGUGGAAAACGGCUCAAUUUGAGGGUUUAAUAAAGACAAACCGCUUAUUUAAACACUUUUUUUUACUGCAUGUUAGCAGAACAUCUGUGAGCAUCAAAACAUUAGAACUUCAGCUUGUAGUCGUCCUUGUUUGUCUCAGACUCAACAAUCAGAUGUGGACUAAGUUCAGUUGAAGUGAUUCUCUGCUUCAGCAGCAGCAUCCCAGCAUGCUCAGUCCAUGGGAACCAUGUUCAGGCACUUGGAGCCAGCAGCCCGGGUUUCCACCGCGUCAGCCGCCUUACAGCAGGGCGAAACCUUUGGCAAGAGGGCCACAAACCCUCUUCAGCGUCAGGAGAGCUUGUCAAUGUUUGCUAAAAAGCGCUGGGCCCACCAUUCAUCCAGAUCCAAGGGCACAAAACCUGACAGAUUCGACAAGUCAGAGGAAAACGUCUGGUCAGUUUUCAAACAAAUCCAACAGCUUGAAAGGUUUUUGUUGCAAAACUGUUUGACUUACAGGUUUGUGGUUAAAACAAUCAAAACUGACUAAUUUAAAGGUUCAAAUAGUUAAAAUGGAAAAAAAUUCCUUCUGAUUCCUUUCAAUGUAAUAAAAUUCAACACUCAAUUUUCUGUGCUUACAUAAUAUUUUUCCCCUUCUGUAUUUGAGUUUUGAUAGGCUAUGUUAUUAAAGUUGAUCUAAAUUGGG
Oryzias latipes (Japanese medaka) is the source of this 3258-nucleotide messenger RNA. RefSeq names its product TNF receptor-associated protein 1 (gene trap1). The record is from RefSeq and is a predicted model, not a curated record. NCBI's taxonomy places the organism in Eukaryota, Metazoa, Chordata, Actinopteri, Beloniformes, Adrianichthyidae. Gene Ontology annotation, biological process: protein folding. Gene Ontology annotation, molecular function: ATP-dependent protein folding chaperone; ATP binding; ATP hydrolysis activity.